This is a messenger RNA of Triplophysa rosa, 1764 nucleotides long. Its product is annotated as serine/threonine-protein kinase DCLK2. Lineage: Eukaryota; Metazoa; Chordata; Actinopteri; Cypriniformes; Nemacheilidae. Gene Ontology annotation, molecular function: protein kinase activity; ATP binding. The record is from RefSeq and is a predicted model, not a curated record. The transcript has 10 exons. Gene Ontology annotation, biological process: protein phosphorylation. Gene Ontology annotation, cellular component: microtubule cytoskeleton. Bases 1 to 846 code for a protein of 281 amino acids.
AUGUCUGGGUCUUCAGGACAAGAGUUUGCGCUUAAGAUCAUAGACAAGGCCAAAUGCAGCGGCAAGGAGCACCUGAUAGCCAAUGAGGUGGCCAUACUGCGGCGGGUUCGACACCCCAGCAUCAUCAUGCUGAUAGAAGAACUGGACACGCCCACUGAGCUCUAUCUGGUCAUGGAGCUGGUUAAGGGUGGUGAUUUGUUUGAUGCCAUCACGUCGUCUACAAAAUACACCGAGCGAGACGCCAGCGCCAUGCUGUUCAACCUGACCGGAGCGCUCCGGUAUCUGCACCGAAUGAACAUCGUCCAUCGAGACAUUAAACCUGAAAAUCUGCUGGUGUGUGAAUAUCCAGACGGCACGAAGUCUCUGAAGUUGGGGGAUUUUGGUUUGGCUACGAUGGUGGAGGGACCGCUGCACACCGUCUGUGGGACACCAACAUACGUGGCUCCUGAGAUUAUCGCAGAGACCGGGUACGGGCUGAAGGUGGACAUCUGGGCAGCGGGUGUGAUCACAUACAUCCUGUUGUGUGGUUUUCCUCCGUUCCGCAGCGAGAGGAAUCUGCAGGACGAGCUGUUUGAACAGAUUCUGUUGGGAAAACUGGAGUUUCCUGCACCGUACUGGGACAACAUCGGCGUCUCUGCUAAGGAUUUGAUCGGUAAGAUGCUGCAGGUGAAUGUUGGUGCUCGGUACACGGCUGAUGAGGUGCUGUCACACCCGUGGGUGCAGGAUGAUGCUGCGAUGGACACCAGCACACCAUGUGACACAGAAGAUUGUGUGGAACCAGAAAUCACACACAACAACACAACAGAAGAGGCUGACGUGGAUCAUCUCCAUGGUAACGACUGGUGAAUCUCUCUGGAUGUGCAGCAGAUGAAAAUCCCCUGACCAACGCAGCAAACCUCGAAACCAACACCAGACCAGACCUGAACCAUCUCAUACCUGCAUCUUCAGUCACGAGUAUAAAAGCCCACAGACUGAAGACAGUCACAUCUGCACAUCACAGUGAGCUGCUCUUGGCCUCUGGACCAGAAAACAUCCAUCCAGAAAACAGAACAAUGCCCUAAAAACCAUCUAGCAAUUUGCCAUAGCAACUCCAUAGCGACACCCUGGCAACCAUCCACACAGAGGGUGGUCACCACAGAGAUUUUCUUCAUUUCUUUCUCUGUAUGUCUACAGUAUGUUUUCAUGUUCUGGUCUGUGUUUGAGCGCCAGGGGCUUCAACUAAACCAGCGACCUCAAGUGCUCGCUCGCUCACUCCUACAUCCCUCUCUCUCUCCUGUACUGCCUUUCAUCAUGUGUCUCUGAAUAUAAUGUUGAUGUGUCAUCAUUAGAAUCUCGUGACACACAUCUCAUGUCUCUCAGUGUGCGUGUGAUGGAAUCGUAUGAGAACUGAUGAGUUUUGAGUUUGCGUGUCAUUGGACGUUUCUUCAGUUUGAUUCAUGUGACCAAAUUUUAGGAGCCCGAUGUGUCUGUUCCUUCAGUGAAUUACUGUAGUGUGUUUAUCCAUGGAAUGCCCCCCUCUCUCUCUCUAGAAUUCAUGUCAUCUGAUCUGAACAGUUCUCGUGUUGUGUUCGAUUUUGUACGGUGACUGUUUGGUGCAGAAGCUCCUAUUAAUGAUUCCAAUGAUGGAUUUAUUUCAUGUUUUGUUUUGUAUUGCAACAAUACAUCAUGACUCACUGGAUGAUGCCAGAAACACAAGUGUGUGUCCGUGUGAGUUUUAUCUUAACCGGAGAUCACACAAUGACUGCAUCCACUUUCACUGGAAUA